AUGCACACGGUCCUGACCUACGAGGGCAUGGACGGCGUCGAGCUGCGCGACGAGGCCGGCGACGGCGCCCUCGUCGGCGCGACGAGCGUCAUGCGCUACCGGGGCGAGGUCGCCGAGCUGCCCGGCGCCGCGCGGUGGGCGCUCGGCGUCUACGACAAGAGUAGCGGCGAGGUCACGUUCGAGGCCUGCGAGGCCUACGCCGUCGCCGCGACGCCCAAGUGCCGCGUCGAGGGCGGUGACGACGUCGCCGAUCGGGACAAGUCCUGGCUCGAGCGCAACAUCGCGCUCGCGGACGCCUUCGGGACGAAGAAGAAGCAGAAGCAGCUACGCGCGCGCGUCGCGAACAUGGUCGACGCGGGCUCCGUCUUCGCCGGCGACGAGCUCUCGUCGACGGUCGCGGGCCUCGCCGAGGCCGCCGAGGCCGCCGCCGCCGCCGCGCCCGCGCCCGCGGCCGAGGCGCCGCGCGAGGACUACGCGGCCCUCUUCGGCGACGAGGCGGUCACCGCGGCCAUCGUCAAGCAGCGCGCGUUCCGCCUCGACGUCCAGGCCGAGCAGAAGCUGAAGAGUUGGGUGCCCGCGGACUGGUCGCCCUACGUGCGCGCGCGCCUCGCGAAGCUCGGCCCCGGCGACGGCCGGCUGUCGAACCUUCUGAUCCUGCUCCGCCACAUGCUCCUCUUCCACGCGCUGGACGGCCACGGCACGCUCAAGCUCGCCGACAUGAAGAUGUCGAAGCUCGUCCCCGAGGACGUCGCGCGCCACCUCUACGGCGCCUACGCGCAGGCCUCGGAGAACGGCGCGAGCGUCAAGUACGUCAAGACGCCCGCGCUCAAGGCCAAGCUCCUCUCCCACAUCCUCCUCGCCAUGCUCAAGGCCGAGGGCGGCACGGCGGACAUGGACGCGGUCUCCGCGGAGCUCAAGACGCCCGUGAAGACGCUCGCCGCGCGCUUCAAGGAGCUCGGCUGCGAGGUCAACACGAAGCGCAAGAAGGGCGCCAAGGGCCCGGCGAACACGGCGACGCUGGCGGCCUUCGCGGCGAAGUAA
Molecule: messenger RNA, 1041 nt
Organism: Aureococcus anophagefferens
Lineage: Eukaryota; Pelagophyceae; Pelagomonadales; Pelagomonadaceae
Exons: 1
Coding region: 1-1041 (346 amino acids)
Biological process (GO): RNA polymerase I preinitiation complex assembly; transcription elongation by RNA polymerase I; nucleolar large rRNA transcription by RNA polymerase I
Cellular component (GO): RNA polymerase I complex
Molecular function (GO): DNA binding
Source: RefSeq, a predicted model, not a curated record